AUGUUUUUCACUUCAUAUAAUCGAUUUAUUGAAUAUGAUAGUCAAGUUGUUCCACUUCUUCGUCGAAUGAUACAUCUCGAACAACUUACAUUGUAUCUGAGUGUUAUCAAUCGAUCAACCUUUAUUGAUGGUAUUCAUCCCAAAGACAAUAUUCUAGAUCGUAUGCCUCAACUUCAAACAUUCAGUUUUAAUAUCAUCACUCGUACGAACGUCAGUACUUCUGUUCAUAAUCAGUUAUAUAAACACAUGCGAUGUACAUUUCUCAAUGGAAAAUUUCAUCAAGUUGAUUUUUACUUAGAUCACUAUUCAGAUGGAAUGGCUCGAUCCCACAUCUAUUUACUUCCAUAUAAAAUGAAUGAUAUGCAUGAUAUUAGUAAUACAUUUCCUGGAGGUUCAUUUACAAAUGUACGUGUUAUAUUGUUGUUUGAUAUUCAUUAUCCAUUUGAGUAUAAAAUCUAUGAUCGAAUUGCUCGUUCGUUUCCAUUUCUAAGAGAUCUAACUGUUUUAAAUCGUAAACCACGAAAUUAUAAAUCAUCACAUGAAGCAAAAAAGAGUGAUCAAAUCGCGUCGGUUAUUGUAUUUCCUCAUCUCACGCAUCUCCGUAUAUGUCUUGGGAAUAUGGAUAUUGCAGAACAACUUUUAGUAAAUACCAACACGCUUUUACCGUCCCAUGUCGCACAAACCGAUCGAAAACCGUCGGUUAACCGCGGUUAUUUAAGCCAUUUUAGCGACUUUACAGCGUAA
Molecule: messenger RNA, 744 nt
Organism: Rotaria socialis
Lineage: Eukaryota; Metazoa; Rotifera; Eurotatoria; Philodinida; Philodinidae
Source: the annotation of a GenBank genome assembly